GACAAGAGGAGAGGCACAGAGCAGAGCGGUGAGGACCGGAGACGCUCAGAGAGGAGAGGACAGGGCUAGCGGCGGUCUGGAUGGGCCCAGCUAGACUCUCUGCCUGUAUGGAGCAUGGGGCAGGUUCUAGGCUUCUCCCAUUGCAAGGAGUUUGGUUCUGUGUCUUCCACGCCUGAUUCUACACCUCCCUGCACAGAUGGUGGGAACGAGGAGUCCGACUUCCCCGAGUUGCAGACGGCCCGCGACUGGUCCGACGACGAGGAGGGGCGCGGGGGUCCAGACGACGAGGACGAUGGCGGCGCCAGCAGCCCGUCGAUAUGGGGCACCCCGCGCCAGAGCUCCCUGGAGCUGACCUUCUCCUACUUCGCCCUGUCCGAGGCCGAGGCGUCCUUGCGGAGGGAGCACGGGGCACGCCGUCGCAGCAGGGGGGGGUCCAGGGGGGGUCGCGGCUCCUCCCUGACCCGCACGGACACGGCAGAGACCCUGCUGCCCCCUUUAGACUCACCAGCGGAACAGUGGGACCCACACUUCUUAUCGGGGGACGGGGAGGAGGAGCAGGAGGAGGAGCAGGAGGAGGAGGAGAGGAGGAGGAGAGAGGAGAGAGAUGUUCUCAGAGAGCGGUUAUGUCUCGAACAGCUGGACAUCCACUCACGGACAAUGCAGCCGCUAGGCCGGGACAUCACGCAGGAAACCCAGGAUGUAAACACAGGAAGUGACGUCACAGAGAAGGAAGAAAUCUCAGGCACACAGCAUGGACUCACAGACAGUCAAUCAGUGCUGCGAGUCCAGGAGCCUGCCCUGCCUGUUGCCAUGGAAACCUCACCGGCGCCACAUGUUGAGCAUGCUGACGAGGCGGUGCCGAGCGCGUCAUCCGCUCCCAUUGGUCGAUCCCCUCAGGAAGAGCUGGCUCGCGAUGGCCAAUCGGACGAAGGCUUGUUGUGUCUAUACAGAGCGGUGAUGGACCUGAUCUAUUGGAAGGAUAUGGAGCGGACGGGGAUGGUGCUGACGGGGGUCGUGGUGGCGCUGCUGUCCCUGUUCCAGUUGAGCAUCAUCACGGUCAUCUCCACCUUGUCCCUGGCCAUCAUGUGCUUCACCAUCUCCGUGCGCGUCUACUACCGUGUCCUGCAGGCCAUCCAGUGGGCAGACGGAACGCACCCCUUCCAAAAAUAUCUGGACCUGGACAUUACCCUGCAUGGAGAGGAGGCUGACCGCUACAUGCAGAAGGCCCUCAUGCUGGCCUUCUCCGCUCUCGACUCCCUCAAGAACCUCCUGUUCGUGGGCAGCCUCCUCGACUCUCUGAAGUUCCUGUUGCUGAUGUACCUGGUGACGUUCCUUGGAAACCUGUGCAAUGGCCUCACCCUGCUCAUCGUUGGAGUGAUUGCUGUGUUCUCUGUUCCUCUCUUCUACAGACAGCACCAGGACAAGGUGGAUGGCGUCAUUGGAGGACUGUAUGCCCGCGUCGAUAAUGUCAAAGACUUCUUCCACCGAUUGGCCCAGGGCGGCGGAACCCCUCCAGACCCCACACCCGGCGGCGCCAAGCCUAAAGCCAAGUGAGAGAAACGACCCGGAAGAGGAGGAGGAGCCAGGGCGGAGAUGGGCGGAGCUACAGGCUGUCACUCAGAUGUCUUAAUCAGCAGUCUGUGCUCGGAGCCCCGGCAUCACAGAUGAAGAAGGGGGCGUGGCUUGCGAUGCCGGGGCGGGGCUAAAGUAUUGGGGGAGGGAGGGACGAACGGUUCUGAGAGCGGGAGAAUCGGAUUGGGUAACUAGAGUUUGGAGGGACAGUCAGGGGUUUUGGGGUGGGGUUUGGUGUGAGGGCGCAUUGCGGACGUAGCAGGUGAAUCAUGCAGGUGUUCACUGUCAGCACAUCCAACUAGCGUCCGUGGCCUGUCCAAAGUGUCCAUUUACAGUGUGUUUCAGAGAAGGACUUACAAGGGUCAGUUGUUGCUGUCAAUAAAAAAACCCAAAAUAAAACAAACAAACAAAAAAAAAAAAAAAAAAAAAAGCAAAGACUUAAGAUGACCUCCAGAGGUGAUGAACCCUUCUCGUUUAGAGAUCAGGGUUUCUGCAAGUCACCACAAAAAAGAGACCCCAAACAGAAGUGUUUUGACUCCAGCAAAGCAGAGAGAGAGAGAGAGCAAGAGAGAGCACGUUAGAGCUCACCCAGCCGUUGGGAGAGGGAGGCAGAGUGGCCCAGUGCCUGUUGUGUCUCUGCCCCCUGGAGAAGAUCUGAACCAAACACUCUCCUCUGCCUCGGACCACUGGUGGAUCUGUCCACUAGCAGCAGCAGUAGCAGCAGCAGCAGCAGCAAGAUAAUGUGUCAAUGUCAAGGAGAGUGUGUGUGUGUGUGUGUGUGUGUGUGUGUGUGUGUGUGUGUGUGUGUGUGUGUGUGUGUGUGUGUGUGUGUGUGAGUGAGCAUGUGUAAGACAGUGAAUUGCAACCCACCAGACCUGCUACCUGAAAGCUAUUAAAAAACACGUUCUAUUUUU
Messenger RNA from Alosa sapidissima (American shad), 2486 nucleotides. It is a transcript of the gene rtn2a, whose product is annotated as reticulon 2a. The transcript is spliced from 10 exons. Lineage: Eukaryota; Metazoa; Chordata; Actinopteri; Clupeiformes; Clupeidae. The record is from RefSeq and is a predicted model, not a curated record. The coding region runs from base 115 to 1554 and encodes 479 amino acids.